This is a messenger RNA of Ustilaginoidea virens, 1692 nucleotides long. RefSeq lists its product as uncharacterized. Gene Ontology annotation, biological process: actin filament polymerization. The coding region runs from base 1 to 1692 and encodes 563 amino acids. The transcript has 3 exons. Gene Ontology annotation, molecular function: microtubule binding; actin binding. Gene Ontology annotation, cellular component: actin filament; cytoplasm. The record is from RefSeq and is a predicted model, not a curated record. NCBI's taxonomy places the organism in Eukaryota, Fungi, Ascomycota, Sordariomycetes, Hypocreales, Clavicipitaceae.
AUGUCGCAACGUGGUGCGAGGGUGACGGAGUUUGAGGAACGGGAUUACUACUCCGCUCCUCGUCGUUCCAACCCCCGCUUCCAAGAUGCUGACCCGCGCACCACAAGAGUCAUGACCAGAGAUCCCCCGUCUCGAAAGGAGUUUGACCAAGUGGAUGUUCGAGUCCGCGAGAGAGAAUCGAGCCGGACUCCAGCCUUCUUGAGAGAAGAUGCUCGAAGGGCGGAAGCUGGACCCAUGGUUCUGCGCAAGCGGGAUGUGGAGACGUGGGACAGGCGUCCUCGAAGUCCUAGCUCUCCUGCUCGAGUUGGGGAAGAGCGUCUUAUUCGCCGACCCAGAAGCGAGUCGCCUCCGCAUCUCCAUGAUCAUGAACAUUCGCGGAUGAGGGUUGUGGAGAGAGAGAGAGAAAGCGAGAGGAUUCGAAGCCCGUCCGUGGUGAGGCAGCGAUCUCCCUCAGGUGUGGUGCGCUUCGUCGAGAGGAGGCCCAGGAGUCCGUCGCCGGUGAGGGAGCACAUCCACACGAGGAUUGUUGAGAGGCAGAAACAAAGGGAGCCAAGCCCAUCGCCCUCACCACCACCACCACCUCCUCCUCCUCCACCGCCAGUCGUACGUGGACCAAUCAUUGAGAGAGAGGUUAUCACUCAUUAUACAGAUAUCGACCAUGGCGUCAUUCGAGCCAGAGCUCCCUCCCCGCCACCGCUACCUCCACCUCGACCUCAUGGGAGAACGCGAGAGCGCGAGACAGACAUUGACAUCUCCCUGUCCAAGAACAGAACAGAUGUGGACGUUGAUAUCCAUAGAUCAACUAGUCGCCACCGCUCAAAAAGCCGUGAACGACGCUCCGACUUUCACGAUGAUUAUCUCAUUACCUCCAAGGAUAUGAAACGUCUUCGUAUUGAUGACAGCGGCAGAGGUCAUCGCAGGUCGCACUCGGCAGCACCCCCCUUCUCCCGCUUAGACGACGACGAAGCGACGGAGAUUACGGGCAAGAUCGAUUCCCGUGGCCGCAUGGGCGAAGCCUGGGGUGGCGCCACCAAGGAUUGGACCAUUGUCGAUGUGCCCCCGGGCACGGAGCGGGUUCUCAUGGAUGGCGUUGGCGGCGCAAGCACCGAGACGAACUGGUCCAAGUACAGCGGUGUACGGAGGACCCAGUUCAUCCCCGAGAGAGACGGUGCUGUCGUGCCCGCCAGAGAGCCGUCUCCUCUACCCGCCGCGGGUUCAGGGAAUAACCACACCAGUGUAGCCUUUUAUGAUCACGAUAGAGAAAUUGACGUCGACGUGGACAUCGAACGAAAGAUGUCUCGCACCCCGGCCCCACCGUCGCAUCCACCUCCAAGAGAAAUGUGGACCGAGAUUACCAAAGAUUUAGUUUGUCGCGAGGCGAUUGAACAGAUGGGGUAUGCAUAUGAAGAGACCAGGUGGUUCUUCUACAUCAUGGAUUACUUGAAAUACGAUGAGGUUCUCCAGCUCACAGAGUUGAGCGCCCGCAUCAGACGAUACCGGCGCCGCUGUCGGGACGCUGAGCGGGAACGUGAGUACGCAGAUGACUGGUACAGAAGGUCCCAGCGCCACGGACACGGCUACGAUCACAGCCCGCACUACCGAGGGUUCAGUUCCGAAUGGGACGACGAGAGAGUCAGAGAGCGGGAAGUUAUUUAUGAUAGUCACGGAGCAGCCCGAGGGUACUGGAGAUAG